This is a messenger RNA of Aspergillus glaucus CBS 516.65, 363 nucleotides long. RefSeq lists its product as uncharacterized. The transcript is spliced from 2 exons. The coding region runs from base 1 to 363 and encodes 120 amino acids. NCBI's taxonomy places the organism in Eukaryota, Fungi, Ascomycota, Eurotiomycetes, Eurotiales, Aspergillaceae. The record is from RefSeq and is a predicted model, not a curated record.
AUGGGUGGGGUGGAUAAACUUGCUGGGUCUGAGUAUCCUUCUGCGGAGGCGUUUUGGGAGUAUGUGCGAGCGCAGCUUGUGGUUCUACCCCGGCAGAAGCGUUCGUUUCCAACGAAGGAUGCGCUCCGGGAGGUUCGGUUGCAAAAUCCCAAACUGAGUGGGAGUGAAGAGGUAGAUUUGCAUUCGUUGGUGAAUGGGGGCCUCGACGUUGAUCCCACGCUCGCAGCUGCAAGAGGCGCUGUGCUUUAUGCUCGAUGGCGACAGGAAGCUCCAUUUGGUUGUGUGGAGCGCGACGAGUGCGAGGAAGAGAGGCAACGGGAAAGGCAAGGCAAGUCGCCUCGCGUGAUAGAUGACGAACUUUGA